CUAACGUCCUGGAGGGCGACUCCAUGGACCAGGACGUGGAGAGCCCGGUGGCCAUUCACCAGCCCAAGUUGCCGAAGCAGGCCCGGGACGACCUGCCCAGGCACGUGAGCCGCGACCGCAGCAAGAGGAAAAUCCAGAGGUACGUGCGGAAGGACGGCAAGUGCAACGUGCACCACGGCAACGUGCGCGAGACCUACCGCUACCUGACCGACAUCUUCACCACGCUGGUGGACCUCAAGUGGAGGUUCAACCUGCUCAUCUUCGUCAUGGUGUACACGGUCACCUGGCUGUUCUUCGGGCUGAUCUGGUGGCUCAUCGCCUACAUCCGGGGGGACAUGGACCACAUCGAGGACCCCGCGUGGACUCCCUGCGUCACCAACCUCAACGGCUUCGUCUCCGCCUUCCUCUUCUCCAUAGAGACGGAGACCACCAUCGGCUACGGCUACCGCGUCAUCACGGACAAGUGCCCGGAGGGGAUCAUCCUCCUCCUCAUCCAGUCCGUGCUGGGCUCCAUCGUCAACGCCUUCAUGGUGGGGUGCAUGUUCGUGAAAAUAUCUCAGCCCAAGAAGAGGGCGGAGACGCUGGUGUUCUCCACGCACGCGGUCAUCUCCAUGCGGGACGGGAAGCUGUGCCUCAUGUUCCGGGUGGGGGACCUGCGGAACUCGCACAUCGUGGAGGCCUCCAUCCGGGCCAAGCUCAUCAAGUCCAAGCAGACUUCCGAGGGGGAGUUCAUCCCCUUGAACCAGACGGACAUCAACGUGGGCUACUACACCGGCGACGACCGGCUCUUCCUGGUGUCCCCGCUGAUCAUCAGCCACGAGAUCAACCAGCAGAGCCCUUUCUGGGAGAUCUCCAAGGCCCAGCUGCCGAAAGAGGAGCUGGAAAUCGUGGUCAUCCUCGAAGGAAUGGUGGAAGCCACAGGAAUGACGUGCCAGGCCCGGAGUUCCUACAUCACCAGUGAGAUCCUCUGGGGUUACCGGUUCACGCCCGUCCUGACGCUGGAGGAUGGGUUCUACGAAGUUGACUACAACAGCUUCCACGAGACCUAUGAGACCAGUACCCCAUCCCUUAGCGCCAAAGAGCUGGCCGAACUGUCCAGCAGGGCAGAGCUGCCCCUAAGUUGGUCUGUGUCCAGCAAACUCAACCAACAUGCAGAACUGGAGACAGAAGAGGAGGAGAAGAACCUCGAAGAGCAAACGGAAAGGAAUGGUGAUGUGGCAAACCUAGAGAAUGAAUCCAAAGUGUAGCCCC
This is a messenger RNA of Perognathus longimembris pacificus (Pacific pocket mouse), 1251 nucleotides long. RefSeq names its product potassium inwardly rectifying channel subfamily J member 6 (gene Kcnj6). Gene Ontology annotation, molecular function: G-protein activated inward rectifier potassium channel activity. The coding region runs from base 24 to 1247 and encodes 407 amino acids. Gene Ontology annotation, cellular component: plasma membrane. NCBI's taxonomy places the organism in Eukaryota, Metazoa, Chordata, Mammalia, Rodentia, Heteromyidae. The transcript has 2 exons. The record is from RefSeq and is a predicted model, not a curated record. Gene Ontology annotation, biological process: potassium ion import across plasma membrane; regulation of monoatomic ion transmembrane transport.